AUGCCUCCGAAAACGGCGAAGCGCGGGUCCGCGUCGAGCGGCUCAAAAAGGGGUGGCAGAGGCGGCAGAGGUACCUCGAAGGGUGUGCAGAGCCAGCAGCUCCAUGAAGCUGCGGAAGAGGUAGUGAAGGUCGACGAGAAACAACCCAUUGUUGUUGUUGCUGAGGAGGAACAAUCCAAGGUGGUGGAAGAAGAGAACCCUGUGGUUGAAGAAAAACAACUUGUGGUUGAAGAGAAAAAAUCUUUUGUCGUGGUUGAGGAUAAGGCUAUUGAUAUGAACCAAAUGGCUCCGGAGGCUGUGGAAGAAGCGUCCCAUUUGGCUAAUGGGUUGACUGUGGUGAAAAACGAUGAAGAGGAGGUUAAGGAAUCAAUAGAUGAAUAUGAGAAAGAUGAACGCUUAGAUUUGGAGGAUAAUGAUCCUGAGUAUGAAGCUGAGGAGUAUGGUGGAGUUGAUUAUGAUGAGAAGGAAAUUGAACAAGAUGAGGGUCAUGAGGUGGGAAAUGAAGUAGAGGAAGAAGAGGCUGAAGAUAAUGUAGGUGAAGAAGAGGGUGAUACAGGUGAGGAAGAAGUUGAAGAUGUUCAUGAUGAACUCGAGGGUGAAGAGGACCGUGAGCAUACUGGUGAGGAGCAUGAGCACCCAGACUUUGCUGAUGUGGAGGAAGAGGAACACCGGGAGGUAGUGAAGGAGAGGCGUAAGCGGAAAGAGUUUGAAGUUUUUGUUGGUGGUUUGGACAAGGAUGCUACUGAGAGUGAUCUGAGGAAGGUUUUUGGCGAAGUAGGGGUUGUUACAGAGGUCAGGUUGAUGAUGAAUCCUCAGACUAAGAAGAACAAGGGAUUUGCAUUCUUGCGUUUUGAAACUGUGGAACAAGCUAAACGAGCUGUAGCUGAGCUCAGAAAUCCUGUGAUUAAUGGCAAACAAUGUGGUGUUACUCCUAGUCAGGACAGUGAUACCCUAUAUUUGGGAAACAUAUGCAAGACAUGGACAAAGGAAGCUUUAAAAGAGAAGCUGAAACACUAUGGAGUUACACAUGUUGAGGAUUUGACCUUGGUGGAAGAUACUAAUGAUGAAGGGAAGAACCGUGGGUUUGCAUUUUUAGAAUUUUCCUCUCGUUCUGAUGCUAUGGAUGCCUUUAAGCGACUGCAGAAGAGGGAUGUUGUGUUUGGAGUUGAUAAGCCUGCAAAAGUUUCUUUUGCAGAUUCCUUUAUUGACCCGGGUGAUGAAAUUAUGGCACAGGUUAAAACUGUGUUUAUCGAUGCAUUACCUCCUUCAUGGGAUGAAGAUUAUGUUCGAGAUCUUCUCAAGAAAUAUGGAGACAUUGAAAAGGUUGAGCUAGCCAGGAACAUGCCUGCUGCACGGAGGAAGGACUACGGUUUUGUUACAUUUGGCACACAUGAUGCUGCUGUAAAAUGUGCUGAUAGUAUUACUGGCACAGAUUUAGGUGAAGGAGACAAGAAGGCAAAAGUUAGAGCAAGGUUGUCAAGACCACUUCAGAGAGGUCGUGGAAAACACAUUAGUCGUGGGGACUAUCGUUCCACUCGAGGAUCUGGAAUGAUGACAAGGCCUUCAUGGAGCCGACCUGCACCUCGUACUUUUACUCCACGUGGUGCAAGAGGAGUUGGAAGUCGUGCUCCACCUGUGAGACCAGUUAGUGCAAGAGAUAGACGUCCUAUCAUGUCCAUACCAGCAAGAAGUAGGCCAGUGCCUCCUCCAUCUAGAUCUUAUGAUAGGAGACCAGUGGCACCUGCAUAUCCAAAAAGUAGCAUGAAGAGAGAUUAUAGUCGGCGGGAAGAUAUACCGCCUCCAAGAAGUAGAGUUGCUGUAGAUUAUGGCUCAAGGGUGGCUUCUGAAAGACGACCAUCUUACAGGGAUUACCCUGCUCGUGGUCCUGGUCCUGGCUACACUGAGCUCCCUAGAAGCACAUCUCGGGCUGCACCAAGGAGGGGCUAUGUGGAUGAUGGUUAUAGCCAAAGAUUUGAGAGGCCUCCUCCUCCACCUCCUCCGCAUCUAAGUUACCGGGAAGGACGUCCCCGAGAUUACGAUGCUCUGUCUGGUUCAAAACGUUCUUAUGCUGCUAUUGAUGAUGUCCCUCCCCGGUAUGCUGAUACUGGUGCUCGCCAAUCAAGAGCUCGAUUAGACUAUGAUUAUGGCGGUAGUUCUUCACAAUAUGGAGAUGCUUAUGGUGAUAGACUUGGAAGAUCCAGUAUGGGAUAUGGUAGUAGCAGCAGAAGUUCUAUGUCUGGUCAAGAUUCACAUGGGAUGUAUAGUAGUCGACAGGGCAUGAGUUAUGGAGGAGGUUCUUUUACCAGUGGUGAUGUUGGGGGCUUGUACACUUCAAGAACUAGUGCUACAUAUACAUACAUGUUUUGUGUUCUUAUAUUUUUCUUGUGCUGCAGGUUGGUGGCAGCUCAUAUUCCUCAGUAUAUUCAGGCAGGGGUGUGGGUGGUGGUAGCAGUUAUAUGGGUGGCGGCGGAUCAGGAUCUUAUUACUGAGGUAAGUCAUCUGAGAACUUCUUGGGACUGCAUUUUGUGGACUACAUAG
Messenger RNA from Sphenostylis stenocarpa, 2538 nucleotides. The record is from the annotation of a GenBank genome assembly. Lineage: Eukaryota; Viridiplantae; Streptophyta; Magnoliopsida; Fabales; Fabaceae.